GCUCAGCCAGGACACAUACCAUUAGCAUGAAGUGGUAUACAACAUUUUUCAUUGGCUUAAUUCUCAAUUGGAGGGAGGCAGCAUUCAGCAGUGUUCUGGAAGAUGGCAACCUAUACUGUUUCGCAUGUUUUGCCACGAAAAGCAACAGCAAAUGUGACGACUACAAAGCCUAUAAAGACGCCAUACAUGGUAAGGGCGAACUUUCCUUUCUGAAGAGAUGCACCGCCCCAUACAACACUAGCUGUGUCAUUGAGACGAUUGCCAUAAAUGGCGGAGUCUUCUCCCAUAUACGUGACUGCAGUGAUGGCCAAGGGUCGACUAAUAAGCGUUUGUCUGCACUGACCACCAACAACGAGACGGCAUGCGUAUUUAAUGGAAAUAAUAUGACGUGUCUAACCAGAUGCGCCACUAAUUUUUGCAACGGCCCCUCUUUUGAUGACGCAAUGGUAGAAGCCGAAGGCAAAAGCAGCACUUUGGACAAUACAACGAUUUUUUUCAUAUCUGCGACGGUGUUUUACGUUUUUGUGACUUUCUGUGCCGACUGCAAGACCGGUCGACAUAAUGUAUUUUAAAAUGUUAUCCACUACAUCUAUUUUUCUGGUGUUGCUACCAUUUAACACUAGUAAUGACAUCUGAAUUAUGAUGGUAUGUACAGGACGUUUAAAAGAUGUCCAAAAUGAGGGUUAACACCAAUUCGUAUUGAAUUAACAUGCA
This is a messenger RNA of Mya arenaria, 714 nucleotides long. RefSeq lists its product as uncharacterized. The transcript is spliced from 4 exons. The record is from RefSeq and is a predicted model, not a curated record. Bases 27 to 572 code for a protein of 181 amino acids. NCBI's taxonomy places the organism in Eukaryota, Metazoa, Mollusca, Bivalvia, Myida, Myidae.